AUGACCUCUCCGCUUAGAUUUGAAGCUGAUAUGUCCAUGAUUGAAGGUGAGAAGCUAUCACCAAUAAAGAUUCCUCCAUCUAGACUUUCUACGAACACAACGAGCCCUGAUAUCUUAGCAAAACAUCCUCAUGGAUUAAGUGCUAAGCAGGAUGCCAGAAGAAAUACAGUACAUAAUGAAACCCCAAAGGGCUUAACGGCUACUCCAUUAACGAAGAAAGCAGAACCAUUGUAUUCGGUGAAUAAGAGAAUUCCAUUAACAUCACCUCGAGCUACUAAUCAACCGAACUUGGAUUCGUUGAAAAAAUCCAAAACGAAAUUAGACGCCAGAUUAUAUGAAUUAAAGUCGUCCAGCCGCCACGGUAGUCCAUCUAAUAAGGAAAACAUGCAUAAUUCGGGUAAAAGUACACAGGCCAGCCAAUUGUCUAGUGAUGUGAACUCAUCUAUAUCGCAUAAAAGUCCAUUUGAGUCGUCACCUUCGAAGAUAGAUACUCCCAUCAAACAGAUCAAUUCUUCGUUUGCGAAAAAUGUGAAGAGUUCUCCUCCCAAAAGUAGUCCUUCUAAAGCGGACAAACGUAGCAUUGAAGAUGAUUCUGUUAUUGAAAAUUCUCGCAAGAUUGCCAAAGUAAUCACUAAUGCUAAUGAAUCAGAAGUUUCACAUCAUAAAUCUGAUGACGAGCAUCUGAUCCAAAUUGACCAGGUAUUUAAUAAAGAAGAUUUGGUUGGUCGCUUCAGUUCUGGAGCUUCACCUGCUAAAUUACACGAGCCCACAGUCAUAGACGAAGAUAGUGACGGCGAUAUCUAUAAUAAUGAAGUUAACACAUCGCACACAAUGACGUCUAAAAUGCGUGGCAAUGAAAGUACUCAGCUCAGUAGGAUCAUAAAGAUUACUGAUGAGGUAGAUUAUGUUACACCCCAAAGAUAUACCGAACCAGUCGCCAAAAGUCCCGAAAUAAAUCAACAGCAUCGCAUCAAAGAAAACGUCAUCAAUAAUACAGAAUCAAAGGAGACCAUCAGUCCGUUAAAGAAUCAUAUGUUAUCGGUCAAUAGUGACCAAAAAGAGAAUCACGUUUCAUCUAAUAGAAUGGAAGACGAAAAUUCUGAUGGAUUUAAUGAAUUAGAAGACGAACCAACAAUCAAUUUUUUGUUAUCGCCAAAUUCAAAACCUGUUUUCUCGCUAGACCAUAUAAAAAAGGUUCAAGAUGAUCAUUUUAAGGAGGUUGCGAACUUGGAGGAAGUGAUCAAUAAUAAAAAUCAAGAGAUUUUAAAAUUCUCUGAAGAAUUAUCAGCCACAAAUAAUAAAUUCUUAAUAUAUGAUCAAAAAAUUAAGGAAUUGAAGCAAGAUAAGAAAAAAUUGAUCGCAAAUGAGAAUCUAUUAUUAAUACAGCUCAAACAUAAUGAAAGGGAAUUAGCUUCGAUGACUAAGGCUUUAAGGAUCAAAGAAAAUACUGUAACCCAAUUAGAAUCAAGAUUAUCCAAGAGUAAAAGUAAAUAUGAAUCUACUGCAAAUGAAUUGGAGUCUGUUAUUGAAGAAGGUAAUACCUUAAGAGAGCAAAUUAAAAGACUAGAAAAGAGCGUUGAAGACAAAAGCAUUUCACAGAAAGAAUACGAAUCACAAAUAAAGAUCCUUAAUGAUGAAAUCAAAGAAAAAGACACCGAAAUCUCGUCAUUGACCGAUGCUAAUAUCGAUUACAACAUUAAGGUUGAAAAUUUAUUAAGCGAAAAGGAAGAAUUAUUAACUGAGACUGGACGUUUGGGAAGGGAAAACAACGGAUUAGAGGAAAUAAAUUCAAAACAACAAGAAUUGCUAGAAGAAUUAGACAAGCUUGAGAAUCUUGCUAAGGAUAAGAUCAUGACUCUCGAAAAUACGCUUGAUUCCAAAACACAAGAAAUCAAGCAAGUAAUGACUGAGAAAAAUGAGUUAUUGACUAAAAUUGAUAACUUAACUGAAGAAAAUAAGAACCUGGGACGCGAAUUGCAACAAUAUAAGGAUGACGUUGAGGAACUAACGAAUAAAUUGAAUAAUUAUAAUAAUGCUAGAAGUGAUUUGGAUGACAAGAUUAAUCGUUUACAGGAAGGAUUAAAUAAGUCUAAUGAAGCAAAUGAAUCAUUGCAGAAUAAAGUAAGUGGAUUGCUUGAAGAAAUCGAAAGGCUUAAUCAGCAUGUAAGUGAGUCAGAAACUCAAAUGGAUUUGCUAAAAUCUAUUAAUACUGAAAAAGACGAAAUAAUAAGUGGUGAUACUAAAAAAAUGGGUGAAUUGGUUCAAAAAGUAAAUAAACAGAAACAAGUUAUCGCAGAUUAUGAAAAAGAUUAUUCAAAGGCAUUAGAAGAUAUCAAAUCUCUCCAGUCUAAGGGCGAAAAUACUUCAUUGAAUGACGAAAUUGAAGAUUUAAAGAAGCAAGUUUCCCAAGGCCAAGCCAAGACGAACGCAAGAAUUCAAGAAGUUGCUGAACAGCUAUACUUCGAAUAUUCAAAGAAACAUGAAUUGAAGGUUAAUCAGGUAAGAGCCAGUUUCAAGAAGCAAAUUGAUAACUUGCACUUUGAGAAGAAAUCACAAGCUAGAGAUAUUGAUAGUUUACAAAAGAAGUUAGAGAUUGUUAACAUGGAAAAAAAUCAAUUGUUACGUUUGAUCGAUGAAUAUCAAUCCGGCUCUGACCAUAAUCCUAAGAAGAAGCUAAGUCCCAAAAAAUCUGGCAUUAAGAAACCUCUGAGAUAUUAG
Messenger RNA from Debaryomyces hansenii CBS767, 2718 nucleotides. RefSeq lists its product as uncharacterized. The transcript has a single exon. NCBI's taxonomy places the organism in Eukaryota, Fungi, Ascomycota, Pichiomycetes, Serinales, Debaryomycetaceae. The record is from RefSeq and is a predicted model, not a curated record. The coding region runs from base 1 to 2718 and encodes 905 amino acids.